UUUUAUUUGUUUUGAAAUUGGAGUUGUUUCUCAUUUUUAUCCUGAGCUGAGGUGGGCAAUCCUUUUGGUCAUUUUUUUUUUUUUGGCUGAGUGGACUCAAGCUCUGGUCUAGAUCUUGUGCCUUAAUUCUUAAAUGGAAAAGAACCCUUACAAAAUUUAAACUCACUUUUCAUAUUGUAUUCGACAUAACAAAAUAACACCAUAUUUGUCUCCUUUUUGUACUGCAUCAUUCUUAUGAACAUAUUGUUACAUCAUGCCCUUGUUGCCUGACCUCUUUGAGGAGUUAAAGGUCAACUCCUCUGUCUAUGUUAAUGAUACUGCCAUGUAGCAUGAUCAACUUUUUUGCAUUAACAGUCACACUCCUAGGUAGCUAGUGAUGGAAUUAUCUUGCUUAAAGCCUAGGAAGCACAAUCUCUCUGGAUUAAAGUGUCUGAGCUGGAUGCAUAGCAAACAUGGAAAUGCCUAAACGCCUGGCAUCAGACUCAGUGUUGGACAAGGGGACACAUUAUAAGCUGGGACAUGUUUGGGGCACUCAAGGAUGUGCUAGCUAAAUAAAAAUUUUGGGAAUCUAAACAUAAUUUGGAUUCUAAAUAAUGUGUUAAAAACUUAAAAUCACAAUAUCACAAAGUUAAGGUUUGAAUGACAACAAAACCAAGGAAAAACAUUGAAUUAGACCACUUGAGAAGAAAGGAGAUCAUUCAAUUGUUAUGCAGCCCUAUAUUGUACGACAUAUAAUGUUCUUGUUGAAUUGAAAUCUAUCAAAUAUUCAUAUUUAUCUUAUCCUAUAAACAAAAUCCAAUUCAAAAGCUGUUAACAUUGUAUUUCAAAGCAUCUCUACCAUAUCAUGUCCUUUUUAAACAAAGUGAUGUGUAUGUGCAUUUUAGACUAAGCUAUUGCCUCAUAUUGAUGAAAGCUAAUAAUGAUAUUUAUAGCGAUGGAUUGUUAAAAAAUUUAAUAUUUUCACCAUGAUGUUCUGAUGGUUUGUACAAGAUGCAAAUUGUUGAGGAAUUGUGGCGUAUUGAUUUUCUUUAAUAUUUUCAAUCCAAAAUUUAUCAAGGGCUUUUCUUUGUAAUUAUGGUGUUGAUACUUCCAUUAUCCAUACUUUGGAUAAGUGGAUCUUAUACCCCCACAUUAAAAAAAUACUUAACCAGCCACAUCUACUCAUGCACGUAUGCUUUUGCACAUUGUUGGAGAUGGCCCUAGGUUUAUAUGUUACUUUGACUUCUAUAGUUUCAAAUUCAUUGAAGUUCUACUGUUGGGCAUGCAACAAUUGAUGAGGAUAUGAUACAUGUCUCCAAUAUUUUGCAUUGGCCAUGAACUUGACUGAUUGGGAUGGUGGAUACUAUCCACUGACAAUGCACUUUAGUGAUGACUAUCCAAGCAAGCCACCGAAGUGCAAAUUUCCUCAAGGCUUCUUCCAUCCAAAUGUGUAUCCAUCUGGAACAGUUUGUCUCUCAAUCCUCAAUGAGGAUAGUGGCUGGCGUCCGGCCAUUACAGUGAAGCAGAUUCUUAUCGGUAUUCAAGAUCUGCUUGAUCAGCCAAACCCUUCUGAUCCAGCACAAACUGAAGGGUAUCAUAUGUUCAUCCAGGACCCUGCAGAAUACAAGAAGAGGGUGAGGCAGCAGGCCAAGCAGUAUCCUCCUCUUGUCUGAGUACAAACUUCAAUUUUUAGUGUGUGAUUGUUGUCUAGUAUUUAUUCAAACUUAUUUCAUUGGAAGUGUUCUAUUUAAACACAAGUUGUGUAUAUGAAUGAAUUAGGUUUGUCAAUGUUUGUCAUUUGGUGCUUGUUUUAAUUAUUACUGAACCUUCAUUAUGCAUGAGGAUGUAUAAUCUGGUGGAAGUGGCUGAAUGGCUUCCCAAAAUUAUGUAUAAACUAAACUAUUCACUUUGUUAUUGCAAAUUAGGAAUUACCGUGUGCA
This is a messenger RNA of Olea europaea var. sylvestris, 1919 nucleotides long. Its product is annotated as SUMO-conjugating enzyme SCE1-like. Gene Ontology annotation, molecular function: SUMO conjugating enzyme activity. Gene Ontology annotation, biological process: protein sumoylation. Gene Ontology annotation, cellular component: nucleus. The record is from RefSeq and is a predicted model, not a curated record. The transcript has 4 exons. Lineage: Eukaryota; Viridiplantae; Streptophyta; Magnoliopsida; Lamiales; Oleaceae. Bases 1314 to 1652 code for a protein of 112 amino acids.